This is a messenger RNA of Closterium sp. Yama58-4, 3090 nucleotides long. The record is from the annotation of a GenBank genome assembly. NCBI's taxonomy places the organism in Eukaryota, Viridiplantae, Streptophyta, Zygnematophyceae, Desmidiales, Closteriaceae.
AUGCCGGGGGGCAGCGACACGCCCUCGUGGGUGCGCCUGAGAGAGACGGACGGAAGCAGCGGCCAACAAUCACUAUCUCACUUCAAGAAUACACUCCCUGCCUUAUGUGCUUCACAGGUGGGCGGGCAGGUGGCCUUUCAUGGCAUGCCGGGGGGCAGCGACACGCCCUCGUGGGUGCGCCUGAGAGAGACGGCCAAUGCCGGCCAGAGCCACAUUCUCGUGGACGCUGACGUCAGCAACUGGGCGGCGGGGAUGACGGUGGCUCUGGCCUCCACCAGUAACGACCUGAACGAGGCGGAGCACCAUUUGAUUGCGUCAGUUGCCGCUGACAUCAGCAAUCCUGGCGUUUUCCGCAUCAACCUGCAGACCCCCCUGAAGAACACGCACCAGGGGGAGGUGUUACCUGACGGCGGCUCGGGCACCGUAGGAAUUUUCGGGGAAGUUGCGCUGCUGGACCGCCACGUCAGCAUCCAGGGGACGAAUGAGGAGGCGCCACAUCAGCUCGACGGGGGACAUUUCAUCAUCUACAUGACACCUACCAAGCAGAUCUUGGAGGGUGUGCAGUUUAAAGGCCUCGGAAAUCAGGGGACACUGGGGAAAUACCCCGUGCACUUCCAUAUUUGCGGGCAGAACGGGCAGGACCACGUGGUUCGGAAGAAUGCGAUCGUGUUCACCAGACAGCGAUGCAUGGUGAUUCACGCCACGGGCAGCAUGAAAAUAGAGGAAAACGUGGCGUACGAGACCAAGGGGCACUGCUAUUUGUUGGAAGAGGGCAGUGAGCUAAACAAUAACUUCAGGCGCAACCUUGGGAUUAACGCCCGGAAAGUGGAAAAAUCAAUUCCCCCCGCGAGCAGCAGCAAGCUGGACAAGCAGACGGACAAACAACCCACCACGUUCUGGCUCGCCACUCCCCACAGCAACUUCAUUGAUAAUGUUGCCGCUGGGUCGGAGGAUUCAGGAUUCUGGCUAGAGGCCACCCCAUACAUGCGAGGUGUGUCCCGCCUGCUGCCAGCCAUAGGAGCCAUCAACCCCCUCACCUACAACUGGGGGGAAUACACGGGGAACGUCGCUCACAGCAACCUGUUUGGGUUCCGGACAUACCCACACGGCUCGUAUGCGCGCUACCCGGUGUAUAAUAAAGACCCGGCUCCAUUGAAGGACUUUCUUAUCUACCGCAACACAGUGGGAAUGUUCUUUUUCAACAGCGAACGAAUUGUGGUGGAGAACGGAGUCUUCCUGGAAAACGCCAUCGGCAUCGACCUGAGCCGCAACGGACCGACCACUCUCACUCAGCCCGACAGCCUCUCCCUUGCUCUCGGGCCGUUGGAUGAGGUCUAUGGUGCUGGAGUGGAUUUCACUCGUCCAGAAGAACAAUUGUUUCAAGAGCUCAACACCAAGAAGGGCGCGCUGGCGCGAGUGAAGCAGCAGCAGAUGGCAGGGCCGAUGCAGCGGGUGAUAGGCGACGGCAAGACGGGCAGCUUCGCGUCGCCUGUGGGGAUUGUCGUCAGCCAGUGCAACCCAUCAGACCCUCCUGGACCCAACUCGAUCCAAGACAGCUUCUUCUCAAACUAUGGCACCACUGACGAUUCCAGCUUUGCUGUGAUUCUUACAGCCAACCACGCAGGAGGGUAUUGGAACAGUGCUUUCUUCGUCAAGGGCCUAACCUUUGGUUCUGGAACCAAUAAGUUCUGGGCUACUCCCAAUCCUCCCGCAGCCACGCCGCCUCGAGGAGGCCUGCUGGCGCGCUUCUACGCCAUCCGGGAUCUCGACGGCUCCCUCACCGGCCAAUCAGGCUACGCCGUUGCCAACUACGACCCCAUCCUGCCGCCCGCCGCCGUCCGGGCGGCCAAGUGCUCGUUGGACAGAGCACAGAACGUGUAUGCGUGCACGGACGUGUGCUACCGAGCGGUGGGGAUCGGAUAUAUCGAGUGGGGCGUGCGGCCGAAUGGAAUGACUGGGCUUCCCGCUUACGUGCUGAGACCAUACAGCUACGUUGUCGUGACAAGGUUAGAAGAUGGGGCGCAAUUCACAGAUUACGGCACGGACAACGACAACCCCAACAGCGGCCCCGCCACACCCACCAAGAGAGUGCGGCGCUACCUCACAUCCUCGCUCCUGGCCGGCUACACCUACUCCCUGCGCAUCGUGCCCGCACCCACCAACCCGCUGUUCUACCCCGAAGGAAUCUUCGUGCGAUCGUACGACCAGGAGGGGUGUGCGGGGGCUGUCACUAUCGUGCUGGAGCCGAAAGAUGCGAGCACACAAUGGGUCACCAGCAUUCCCACCAUUCCAUGCUCCAAUCCAAACAGCAACCUGGCUUAUCAGCAGUACCAGUGCAUGGAUGGGCAGGCCAAGCUGGCGAUCCACAUAGGGGAGAACAGCCAUGGGAAUCAUGCCAUUGUCAACGCCACUGCUGCUGCCAGCCAAGCGUGCACCGAGGACACGCCUUGUUCCACGACUGCCGCGACAACCUCCUCCACCCCCCAGGCCUCCCCGUACUCCUCCGAUCCUCUCACUCCCUUGUCCACCUCCCCUUUGCCUUUCGCCCCCACUCGCACAACGGCUGGCAACAUCGACCCUUUCUAUGACCCUGCCGUCGCCUCCUUCACGCCGACUCGCUGGGUUGCCGCCACUUCCGCCUCGCGGCAACCACAAACGAGCCGGGCCAACCGCCUGGUCGUCCGUGCAGAGACUCAGAGCAAGGGCUUGACCCGAGAAGGAGUGCUCCAGGGUGGCAGAUGGCUGAGCUCCAACACCCGCCACGUGCGCAUCUACGUGGGGUACAUCGACCCGGAGACCAUGGAGAUGGACCAGACACAGUCCGACAAGCUGUCGCUGAUGCUGGACACGGAUAAUGAGUUCCUGUGGACGCCCGAGACGGAGAAGAAGGUGUACGACAAGUUCACAGAGCUCGUGGACGCCUACGCGGGUGCUGAGAUGUCAGAGUACACGCUUCGCCUGAUUGGCUCUGACUUGGAGCACUUCAUUCGCAGUCUGCUGUUGGCUGGAGAGAUCUCAUACAAUUUGGACUGCCGGGUGCUCAAUUUCAGCAUGGGCAAGCCACGCAUGCCGGAUCCUGCUGCUAAGUGA